Molecule: messenger RNA, 1486 nt
Organism: Aphis gossypii (cotton aphid)
Lineage: Eukaryota; Metazoa; Arthropoda; Insecta; Hemiptera; Aphididae
Product: elongation of very long chain fatty acids protein 4-like
Exons: 10
Coding region: 556-1377 (273 amino acids)
Biological process (GO): very long-chain fatty acid biosynthetic process; fatty acid elongation, polyunsaturated fatty acid; fatty acid elongation, saturated fatty acid
Cellular component (GO): endoplasmic reticulum membrane
Molecular function (GO): fatty acid elongase activity
Source: RefSeq, a predicted model, not a curated record
GUAUCGUUUAGUUCCAUUCUUAUAAUCAUGCAUAAACAGAGUGCCUAUAUUACAUCGAUGUAAUAUGACACUAUAAUGCUAAUAUAUAUGUAUAUUGUAUAUAAUAUAUGAGAGUGUGUGUAUGUGUGUAACAAAUUGUAAUAAAAUCGUUUUUCCAUUUAUUGAUUAAUCUAAUGUCAGUUGAAUGAACGUUACUUCCGAUUAAACUAUCUUCAUUAUUAAAGUAAACAAAAUGGCUAUCACAGUAACGUUUAAAAAAAAAAAUAUUUCGAAUUAACCAGCCAACAGCGAAAAUAAAAUAUUUCUAGGAUUCCAAAAUCAAUAAUUAAUGUCUGAUGAAAAUAAAAAUAAUGUAUAAUAAUUUUAUGUUUUUACUUAAAAGUAAAAGAAUUCACGAGAUUGCCACAAUGAUCGAGAACUCAAUGAUGAAGACAUGAAAAUACUGUAUUUGACUUAAUUUUUAUUAUAAGACUUAUAUAGUGUUAAAUAAAACUAUACAUCAGAUCUUCUCAUGAAAUUUUAGUGGAUUUUUAGUAUAUCAAAUCAAACAAAAAUAUGACUAGUGUAAAUUUGAAAAAUUUCAUUAAUGAAACGCAGCAUCAAUUUUUAAACUUAUUAAAUCAAGAAUUGAAAUUCGAUAAAAAAGUCGAUUCGUGGAUGCUUAUGAGUACACCAUGGCCAGUUUUAUCAAUUCUAAUAGCUUAUUUGUUAUUUGUGCUAAAAUUAGGCCCAAAGAUGAUGGAAAAUCGUGAACCAUUUAAAAUAAAACGUAUUAUGAUGGUUUAUAAUAUUGUACAAACCAUUUAUAACAUUUUCAUUGUAUCAGAGGUAUUUAUUACACCAGGAAUAUACACAUAUUUAAUGUUCAAUAUAUGUAAUCCAGAUGAAAGUGAAAGUAAUAGUCUUGUUAUAAAUACGUUCUAUACACAGUCGUGGCAUUUCGUUUUAUCAAAAAUAUUUGAUCUUUUAGAUACUGUAUUUUUUGUGUUGAGGAAAAAGCAAUCUCAUGUUUCAUUUUUACACGUUUAUCAUCAUGUAAAUAUGGUCGUCACUACUUGGACAUUUUUAAGAUUUAUUAAAGGUCAACAAGGAGCUCUUUGUGGUCUUCUUAACGCACUCAUACAUUCAAUAAUGUACAGCUAUUAUUUCCUAUCUGCUCUUGGUCCGCAAAUGCAAAAAUAUUUAUGGUGGAAAAAAUACUUAACCCGUUUACAAAUUAUUCAAUUCAUAUUAGGUCUUGUCUACGGUAUAAGCCUCUUUAUUUACGAUUGUAAAUUUCCGAGACUGUUCACUAUUUACAUGAUAUUCGACGUACUUUUAUUUUUGUAUUUGUUUUUAAUAUUUUACAAAAAAACGUACAAAGAGAAAAAUACCUAAGUCUCAAUAAACUCGAAAGACGACGUACAACACUUGUAUUAAGUUGUGUAUAAUAAGCAUUGUCUAUAAACCUAUAAUAUGUAUAUAAUAUAUACAUAUUUAUUAUUUA